UUAAGUCGCCACUCAGUCACUGGGCUCAACUGGUGCUAAUAAAAUGAAAAUUUUAUUUAUUUUAAGUGCUGUGCUAUGCGCAUUAGCCAGCGAUCGCCAUCAACAACAAACGUCUGGAUGGAUUCGUCAGAAUAUUCGAUCCAACAAUCACAUCAGCUCAUCAAGUUCCUCAUCAGAAAGUGACGAACAGCUAGUAAAUAUCUUAAAAACAAAGACUUACAACCCAAAACGCUGUUUACUCGUCCCAGAACCAACAGCUGAUGAACUUCAUGAAUUCCAUCAAUGGGCUGCACAGCACAGCAAGCAGUACUCAUCAGAACGUGAGCAGUCAUGCAGGAUGAUUAAUAUGAUUUAUAAGCUUCGUGACAUUCAUGCACACAACAAGAGAUUCGAUGAAGGCAAGGAGACAUUCAAAAGAGCAUUAAAUCACCUCUCAGACUUGACAAGAAAGGAAGUUAAGACACAAAUUUUAAUGGAAGAUGUUUUCGACUGGAACCGACCAAGAGACAGUCUUGAGAAUUUAAAAGAAUUCCCAGAAGCAAGAGAAGCUGUUGACUAUAGAGAUGAAAACUAUGUUGGACAAGUUGGACAGCAAGGAAAGUGUGGAAGCUGCUGGGCAUGGUCAAGUGCUGCCGUUUUGGAAGGACAGUUGAGAAAAUGUGGAAUCUCAGAAGAGCCAGUGUCGGUUCAAAAUAUGGUUGAUUGUGUGACUAAGUUCUGUCGUGGAUGUAAAGGUGGAAUUCCAUAUGAAGCUUUUGCCUACGAAAAGACUGGCGGGAUCCUAACAGCUGCAAAGUAUCCUUAUUUUGGCAAGCAACAUCGAUGCUCUUUCAAUAGAAGUGAUAUUAUUGGCUAUGUUGAUCAGCCUUUUGAAUAUUUCUUCCCAGAAAUUCCAGCUGCUGAAGCUUACAUGAGAAAAAUUGUCUCAUCAGUCGGUCCUAUAUCGACUGUCCUUUAUGCCAAUGAUAACUUUGAAGAUUAUGCUACUGGAAUCUUCACAGCAACAGACUGUAACAGAAAGGCACCAAAUCAUGCUGUAACAAUCGUUGGAUAUGGAACUGACCCUAAGUUUGGUGACUAUUGGCUCCUGAAGAACAGUUGGGGAACAACAUGGGGUGAAAAUGGAUUCGGAAAAAUCGCACGUGGCAAAAACAUGUGUCGUUUUGAAAGCAGAGUCUUCUUUGCUCAAAUUGCUGACAAAAAUAGAAACGUCUGCAGUUUUGAAUAAAAAAUGAGACUUUAUUAUUGUUCGUGACUUUGAAAGUCUGAUAAUGAACAGUCAAUAAAUAAAUAAAAUUUAAAAUGUUGCAGUAAAUGUCUUUGAAUCAGUUGGUUUGUCUUUUGUAGUCCAAACUCAAUCUCCUU
Chironomus riparius is the source of this 1365-nucleotide messenger RNA. NCBI's taxonomy places the organism in Eukaryota, Metazoa, Arthropoda, Insecta, Diptera, Chironomidae. The record is from the annotation of a GenBank genome assembly.